Messenger RNA from Acipenser ruthenus (sterlet), 2516 nucleotides. It is a transcript of the gene gsr, whose product is annotated as glutathione reductase. Bases 52 to 1563 code for a protein of 503 amino acids. Gene Ontology annotation, cellular component: mitochondrion; cytosol. Gene Ontology annotation, molecular function: NADP binding; flavin adenine dinucleotide binding; glutathione-disulfide reductase (NADPH) activity. The transcript is spliced from 13 exons. Lineage: Eukaryota; Metazoa; Chordata; Actinopteri; Acipenseriformes; Acipenseridae. The record is from RefSeq and is a predicted model, not a curated record. Gene Ontology annotation, biological process: cell redox homeostasis; glutathione metabolic process; cellular response to oxidative stress.
UCCCAUUUAUUUUCUACUGAAUAACGUUGGUCUGCCGCAUGUUUCUUGGUCAUGAUAUCAAUGUCGCUUCGAAAAACACCUUUCGCUCUUUUGACAUUCCAGCGACGUCUUUCAUUUUUCACUCACCGAAAAAAAUCUCUUGUUUUUGCUAGAACCAUGGCAGGCACACCGUCUUCCCCGACACGUUUUGAUCUUCUAGUAAUCGGCGGUGGAUCUGGUGGUCUAGCCGGUGCUCGGAGAGCCGCGGAACUUGGAGUUUCAGCCGCUGUCAUAGAGAGCCUCAAACUCGGAGGGACAUGUGUGAAUGUUGGAUGUGUACCAAAAAAGAUCAUGUGGAAUACCGCAGUCCAUGCAGAAUACAUUCAUGAUCAUGGUGACUAUGGUUUUCACGGUGGCAAUCUAAAGUUCAGUUGGCGACUGCUUAAAGAAAAAAGGGAUGCAUAUGUUCGCCGACUAAAUGAUAUUUAUCAAAAUAAUUUAGACAAGGCACAGAUCCAAACAAUCAGUGGCCAUGCAGUAUUCACGUCAGACCCAGAGCCUACAGUGGAGGUAAAUGGUUCAAAAUACACUGCUCCUCACAUCCUAAUCGCAACCGGCGGGCGUCCCUCUAUGCCUAGUGAUGAGGAAGUGCCUGGAGCAAGCCUUGGAAUAAACAGUGAUGGGUUUUUUGAACUUGAACAUUUGCCAAAGCGCAGUGUGAUUGUAGGAGCAGGUUAUAUAGCUGUGGAGAUGGCAGGAAUCCUCUCUGCACUGGGAUCAAAAGCAUCAAUGAUUAUACGACAAGACAAGGUAUUGAGGAAUUUUGACUCCCUAAUAAGUGAAAAUUGUACCCAAGAACUAGAAAAAGCUGGAAUUGAGCUUUGUAAGAACUCCCAGGUGAAGUCAAUAAGAAAAACUGACAGUGGUUUAGAGGUUACAGUAGUGACCAAAGCACCAGAUGAGGAAGAAAAAAUCAGUACAAUCCAGGGUGUGGACUGCCUGUUGUGGGCUAUUGGACGGGAGCCAAACACAGAGGGCCUCAACCUAGACGCACUGGGUCUGAAGCAGGAUGAAAGGGGCCACAUUGUAGUGGAUGAGUUCCAGAACACCAGCAGGAAAGGCAUUUAUGCAGUUGGAGACGUCUGUGGGAAGGCACUUCUUACACCAGUUGCUAUAGCUGCUGGUAGAAAACUUGCACACAGGAUAUUUGAAGGGAAGAAAGACUCCAAACUCGACUAUAGCAACAUUCCUACAGUGGUGUUUAGUCACCCCCCAGUAGGGACCGUGGGACUCACUGAAGAGGAAGCAGGAACUACUUAUGGAAAAGAGAACCUGAAGACUUACACAACAUCUUUCACUCCGAUGUACCAUGCGAUGACUACAAGGAAAACCCAAUGUGUCAUGAAGUUAGUGUGUGCUGGAAAGGAGGAAAAGGUGGUAGGCUUACAUAUGCAGGGACUGGGAUGUGAUGAAAUGCUCCAAGGUUUUGCUGUGGCAGUCAAGAUGGGUGCCACAAAGGCAGACUUUGAUAACACUAUCGCCAUUCACCCAACCUCAUCAGAAGAACUGGUCACGCUGCGAUAGAUCAAAGCACCUACCAACCUGUAUAUGUAUUUAGUUAGAAGCAUCUGGUGUUUUUGCAUUGCUGCUAUUUAAAACCACAUCUCAAUAUGUAAACAUUUGUGAGAUGUUGUCAAUAUUGCUUUACCUGCUAUCAUUGAAUCAUUCACAAUGUAACAGUAAUAAACAUGCAAUUUUCUUUUCACCCGUAUAUUAACAUAUCAUUGUAAUGCCCCUGCCCUCCUCUUACAUCGCUUUUGCAUCAUUCUCACUACUUCCACAUUCAUUUGCACAUUUAAACACAAAAACAAUCAUAUUUAGUCAGGUGAUCAUCUCUUACUUUGUUUUCUGAACACCUUAUUGGAAGCACUAACUUAAUAUAUUGUCUCAACAGAAAAUAGCAAAGUGGUUGAGAAAGGCUUAUUUAAACAACAAAUAACACCCCCAAUUUUACCUUCUGAACAUCUUAAUAUAAUUGGCGCCACUUAAUAGGGACACUGAUAAUGGGGAUUUCUGCUUAAAUAGGACAGAACUCUGGGAGACGGUUCUUCCCAGUGCUAUCUAUGCCGUUUAAUUGGGAUACAGUAUUUUCAGAUGAUGAACGGAGAUCACUUUUCAGAGCAAGAGCUUCAUGUAGCUGUGACUUGCAUAAGUGGUUUUUGCCUCGCCUGUCAUUUGCGAGUUAUCAUGGCUGUUGAGUUUCAAUUUUUCGGGCAGCUGCUAAACACAAAACAGAACUCUCCUGACUCAUGUUUUAUGACUCCAAUUAGAAAUAACAAGGAAUAUAGAUGUUUCUUGGGGAAAUUUGGCAAUUAUCUGGCAAACAUGUCAAAUAUAAUUUAUUUUCUUGGAAUGUGUUUGAAAAUGUCCAGGUUAUGUUUAAAUUUAGACCCAUUUUUUUUUACUAUUUUCUCAAUAUUGAUUUUGUAACUGAUGCAUUAUUUUUGGAACAGGUUGAUAAAAAUGUUAAAUCUUAA